This is a messenger RNA of Corythoichthys intestinalis (scribbled pipefish), 11153 nucleotides long. RefSeq names its product RNA-binding motif, single-stranded-interacting protein 2-like. The transcript has 14 exons. The record is from RefSeq and is a predicted model, not a curated record. Gene Ontology annotation, molecular function: mRNA binding. NCBI's taxonomy places the organism in Eukaryota, Metazoa, Chordata, Actinopteri, Syngnathiformes, Syngnathidae. The coding region runs from base 107 to 1306 and encodes 399 amino acids. Gene Ontology annotation, cellular component: nucleus; ribonucleoprotein complex; cytoplasm.
CCACUCGCAGUCAAGCAGCGGGACUCCAGGCACUCACUUCCCCAGCUGCUGACGUCAGCUGGCAGCCUGGGCAGUGCUCGCCGCUCCGGACAUAGCGCCGAGAAAAAUGCUGCUCUCCGUCCCGCCAAGGGCAGGAAUCAACCCAUACAGUGGCUUUAACAGCAGAAACAACAAAAAGCAGGCCUAUGUGUCCUCGGGUCAUCAGAUGGCUCCCCCCAGUCCCAAUAACAACAGUAACAGCAACAACAGCGGAGGAGGUGGAGAACAGCUAAGUAAAACCAACCUGUAUAUCCGCGGCCUUCAUCCAGGAACCACGGACCAAGACUUGGUCAAGCUCUGCCAGCCGUAUGGCAAGAUUGUGUCUACCAAAGCCAUCUUGGAUAAAACCACCAACAAAUGUAAAGGCUAUGGCUUUGUGGACUUUGACAGUCCGGCAGCAGCUCAGAAAGCUGUUACGGAUCUAAAAUCAAGUGGCGUCCAGGCACAGAUGGCCAAACAACAAGAGCAGGACCCCACCAACCUUUACAUCUCCAACCUGCCAGUGUCCAUGGAUGAGCAAGAGCUAGAGAGCAUGCUCAAGUCAUUCGGCCAGGUCAUUUCUACGCGCAUUCUGCGAGAUGCCAACGGGACCAGCCGUGGUGUGGGAUUUGCCAGGAUGGAGUCCACCGAGAAAUGCGAGGCCAUAAUUCAGCAUUUCAAUGGCAAAUUCAUCAAGACUCCACCCGGAGUGCCGGUGCCCACAGAGCCCUUAUUAUGUAAGUUUGCAGAUGGGGGUCAGAAAAAGAGGCAGAACCAGGGAAAGUACCUCCCCAACGGAAGGCCCUGGGCCAGAGACGGCGAGACCGGAGGAAUGACGCUUGCAUAUGACCCCACAGCAUUACAAAAUGGCUUCUACUCGUCGCCAUACAGUCUGGCUCCUAACCGGAUGAUCGCCCAGACAUCCCUCUCACCUUACAUGCAUUCUCCUGUCUCAUCCUACCAGGUGCACAGCCCGUCCUGGAUGCACCAUCAGUCAUACCUCAUGCAGCCAGCUGGUACAGUUCUUACCCCAGCAAUGGAUCACACUAUGUCCAUCCAGCCCACGUCCAUGAUGGGACCUCUCGCCCAGCAGCUAAGCCACCUGUCCCUGGGUAGCACGGGCACUUAUAUUCCGGCCAACACAACUAUGCAGGGGACCUACAUCCCCCAGUACACCCCAGUGCCUCCCUCCAGUGUCCCAGUAGAGGAGAAUGGUGGCCAACAGCAACAGGUUGCUCUGGAGACUCCCACAGAACACACAAACUACUCGUACCAACACACAAAGUGACGCUAAGCUCCAUUAAGAGUAGGGCCAAGGCCAUGCGAUGAAUCCAACCAAUCAGGGUUCACCCAAACAAGGACACUGCUCCGUGCGUCACCAAACAUCCGGACUUGAACAUGGAUGACAAAAGGAAUGCUUGUGUUUGUGUGAGAGAGAAAAAGAGAGUGUGUGUGUAUGUUUGGUUUUCUUCCAUUUUAAAGAAACAAGACAACACUUCGUCAUUGAACAUCCCUGCUCACAAGUUGAACUACCAAAGGAGGUAAUCUUCUCCAGAGAAAAUCUGAUCUAUUUUGAUAUCUGAAAAAAAGGAACAUGUCAAAAAGUUGGAGAAGAGGAAAAAGAAAAGGAACAGAAAUUAGUGAGGUGGGAGAAGAAAAAAAACAGAGCAUUAUUUUUAUGCACGUAAUAUAAAAAAAAAAAAAUGUUAUUUUUUAAAAUUGCAUUCUGGGUGUUAAAGAGUGAUUCAAGGAAAAGAGUUAAAACACAAUGUGUUUUUUAUUUUUUUGUGUAAAAUAUGCAAACUUUUUCUUUUCUGAUGUCGGUUGUUGGACAUUCUAUUUGCAGCAAUGGGGCAACAGUUUGUACAUGUUAAAAACGAAACAAAGUAAGAAACACUUUUGCUGGAUAUCAAGUCAUUGCAACCGUGGGAGGCAAACCGUUUAAAGCUACUUCUUCCUUAACUGCUGCAGAGAUUUCUAUUCAUGCACAAAUGAUAGAAACACUUUUUUAUUUAUACUUUUUUAUCCUUUUUUAUUAAAAAAAAAGGGUAUGUGAACAAAAGACAAUCAAUUAUUUCUAUUUAUAUUUGACUUAUUUUUCUAUUUUUUUUCCCCAGAAAUUUUGGACCAUUUAACCUUUUACACAAAAGACUUUAUUUAAUAGUGGAGUCCCUAAAGACUAGAAAGAAGCCACAGAGUGAUAAGCUUAACAUUUUUUGGGAACUGUAUUAUUGACCUUUUCACAGCCAGACCACUUCUGUCUCUGUCUACCCUUUUGCUACCUGUAUAAACUAAUGGAAUAUGAUGUAAACAAAUAAGUAAUGCAAUGUAAAGUGAGAUGAGUACUGUUAUAUUAUUUAAGACUGUCAUAAUCUUAAGUAAACCGUAAAAGUGCUUUGACACCUUUGACAAAUUUUACUCUCUCCGUGCGAUGGAUUCUCAUACAAAGUCAAUGUGAUUGAGGGUUGAAGUGCAACAGGUGGCCUGGCACGCGACGAUCUACUUAUGAUGCAGUUUUUCCAUUUUGACCAUACAGCGAUGUUCACGCUCGAAGUUGUUGGCUUGGAUUUAUCUUUCUGCGUUAGAUUUGAGCGUCGAUGAGGAAGCAGCCAAUUAAAUACUUUUUCUCAUUCACGUGACUUCAGCUGCUACAUAACAAGCUGCAGUUGCCGUAACCUUGCCUCAACGUCUGUUGAACAUCAAGUUCAACAGUACAACGGAGUAUUAGGGUCGAAGAAAGGAAAAAAAAAAAUAAUAGGACUACAAAAAUAAAGUCAUGAUUUUAGGAGAUUAAAGUCAUACAUUGUAAUACUAGGAGAAAAAAGUGUUAAUAUGAGAAUAAACUAAUGUAUUGUAAUAUUACAAGAUUAAAGUAGUCACAUUACGUAUUUUUACAUAGAAAAAACGUUGCAAUGUAACGUAAUUUUACGCAAUAUUAUAAGGGAAAAAGUCAUGAUGUUAUGUAACUUUAAUAGUACGAUAUUAAAGUCGUAAUAUUUCAAGGAAAAAAGUCGUAAAUUACAAGAUUAAAGUCAUUGCAUUAAUUAGUUAUAUGUUACAUGAACCGGAAGUUUAGUUUUGCGUGCUUAGGCUUUUGGCGACAUAAGGUGUUUGUGAACACAUAACUUCUUUUGGCGAUGGGCAUAGCGCAGAAAGGCAUUUUAGCACAGCGGUUUAAAGGUGUACAAUGUAGGAUUUGCCCUGCAAUUAUUAAUGAAAUUGCCAUAAUAUUUCAGUAGACAUUAAAGAAACAUAAUACUUCUAAAAUGGACCUCAAUGUUUAAGCGGAGAGUUUCCGAUUUUAAAAGACUGAUUUACGCAUCACAAAUUUGUUCCCAUUUUGCAUCUAUGGUCAUCAUCAGCCAACCACGAGACCAGUUUCGAGUCUUCGUCCGGGUUGCAACAGCUCUGUACACCCCGUAAACUAAACGCCAAAUUACAAUGCAUCCAACUCACGUUUAGCUACGUUAGGGUGGUCCAUAUUAAGGGCUCGGCGCGCAUCAGCUGGCCACUUUAUUGCUACUUCGGAUGUUUCUGGAUCAGUUUGAGUGGCAGCAUCACUCAUAUUUGGUGAAUGCUGAACAGACACACUUACUGCCUGAUGAACUGACACUAGAGGUGAAUUAUUAGCUUCUUCUGUGACUAGUGGUACGCCAGAAGGUUCGCCUACCGCUGUAGCGACAGAUGCGGUUUGCCUGCUUAAGAGAGCGGCCAGCAGUUUCUUGUCUUUGGCGCUUUAUUGCGCGCAUUUCACUCACUAUCCGGGCGAAAAUAGUUGGAACAGCAUUUGAUUUUAGUCUCCGCUUAUAUCCAGCCGCUCCGGUGAGCCCUUUCAUAAGUUCAUAAUUCAUAAGUUGUCGUCGACUAAAAGCCUCGAAUGCGGAAAGAGAAAAAUGGCAAGAGCGUGGGACGUUUUGUCAGUCUACAGGCAUUUUUCCAGACCUUUCUCCUCUUUUGGUCAAUAGGAAAUCUUUGGAGAUUCACAUCACUCCCCUUGUUUUCAUUUGACUGGAAAUUGCAUCCAAAAGCAGCACAUCGUGGCAUUUUACUUAGCGAGUUUAGGCAUCAAUACACAAUUGUUGUACACAAUUGGAAACGUCCCAAUUACGUCAUCACUCCGAGCCCGCAGAACAUGGCGCCAACUAUAUCAAAGGUUGUACUAAAUAAUAUAAAAUAUUGCCAUUGAUUUAACAUUUUAUGUGUUUCUAACAACAUAUUUUAGUACAAGAGAACAAUUGUGGUUAAUUAGAGCCUACAUGUCUUUAAGAUCGAGGAUCCCUUUUACUUUUAUGUGAGUGCAGCUUUAGGCACUCAGUAGUGUUGCACUUCCUUCGAUCCUUAAGUCAAACACAUUACCAAUUCUCUGAAAGAACAUAAAUAUAAUCAGAUCCUUGGUACUGUAUCUUAUUUAAACUGUGACGUGCCUCAUGUAUAACCCAAGGAUCAAGACUUCAUCAAGAAUUGUAGUUUACUUAUCCCCCUCUUUUCCCUGCCCAUUAAAAGCCACCGGUUUGGGCGUAGGGUGUUGUCUUGUCCCAUUCAAAUUAGCUACUAUGCCAAGAACUGGAGGCUGGUACUCGCAAGUCCAAGAACAAGACACCAAAUCCCAAUUAUAAUGAAUGAAUCUGAAUUUGACCAGCGCGUAACACAAAAUACAUCUGACAAACUACGUUUUGUUAUUUUUAUGUGUUUAUGAUGCCAAAAAUCUAAAAAGCCUCCUUCAAGACACAUUUUUGGAACUGGCCAUCUCAUUAAAAUUAAUGUUGUCGCACUUUGCACUUGUUUUAAAGACCCAACUAUUUGUAUUGAAGCGAUUAAAAGGUCAAUUUUCCGCUACGGUAUGUGGUAUAAUCGAACUCAGCACAUUUGAGGGUCCCUAUUUCAGCAAUUAAAUACUGACUGGCUAACCAGGCUAAGGCCUAAUACUGUUUUGGCCCGAAUAUAAGACGGCCCUGAUUAUAAGACGAUCCCCUUUUUUCAAGACUCAAGUUAUACAGAAAAUAGUUACAGUACAUCCGAAACAAAUAAUUAUAACAAUAUAUUUGAGAGAAAAAGCAUGUUAUUUUGCCUCAUUCAAAUCUUAAUAUCAGAACAUUUAAAUAUGUAAACUAAAGUGCAAUCACAUUCGUAAAUGAAUGGCGUCUGGUUUUUGAAAUGUAAAUAAACCAAUCUAUUGUGAUAGAACAACAUAAUUGCAAUAACUGCAUUAACGAUCAAAGUGAAGUCUAACUGUAGUCCUGAAACAAAUCUGAAUAAGGAAAAACAUUGCAUUAAACUAAAAAGAGUAGCUGAGAUCUGUCAUGACAGAACAUCGCUUGCUUCAAUGAUAUCUGGCACCAUCUACCGUCGUGAAUGGGGAGAGUAUCUGAGAUCUCUCAUGACAGAACAUCGCUUCAGUGAUAUCUGGCACCAUUCAGCGUCGUGAAUGGGUAUAAUGUCUAGAGCGCGAAUAUAAGACGACCCCCUCUUUUUCAGUGUUAUUUCAAUGCAAAAAACACCGUCUUAUAUUCAGGCCAAUACAGUAAUAGGAACUUUUCGAUCUCUUCUCCUGCUUAAUGACAGUCCACUUUACAGCAAGAUGGAUCUAAUGCAGAAUUGCCAUUAACAUUAUGUCUGAAACUUCAGUUAUGCUAUGCCAGCACUCACCUUAUACUGUAGAACCCAAUGUUUACUGAGCCAAUGUUUUUACAUUUUACAUGGGAAAAAAUCAGAAAACACCUUUAAUAACAACAAUAUUCAUCUCACUUCACCCUUUAUUCAUUAUAUCAUAUUCCUGAAGAUAAUUCUAAGAAGAGACAGUCUGACACUGGCGAAAAGGGGUCUAUUUUUAGAGAAUGUUUCUCCAAUUUCUGGUGAUUUCAUGGGUUUUAAUGUGUUCUGCGUAUGCAGUGCACACAGGCUGUAGAUCAGCAUGACACCUGUUGACACUUCUCAUAGCCAAUUUGAGAAGUGGUUUUAAGCGGUUUUGUUGAAGCAACUUUUCAAGGAUCAUUCAACUAGUAGUCUUGUCGCAUAGGAGGAAUGACCGCAGUUGCUCACUUGAGCUAUAAACAUGAGGGAACUCAAAUAGAAAACUUACACAUUCUCUUCAGAGUGAUUGGUUGCAAAGGGAGCUGUAGGUCUUUUCUCAAUGCUGCUGUUGUCACCAGAUUUUAAGUCAUUGUUUUGUCGUUGUGUUUUGUAAAGAUUUUUUUCCCUUUGACUGUCACUUGAAAACCUUUUGAGCUAACUUGCCUUAUUUUUGAUUAUCUUAGAAGUAGAUGACAUUUUAGCUGUGGAAAUAGGAUUAGAAUUUAGUUUGUAGGUGUUAGUUUAGCUGUUUUCUUGCGCAACAUCACAUUUUCUCUUGUUUGGAUUCACACGAAUCUUUGUUCCUUUUAUACCGAUGUUGUGCCGUUGAGCCUUUUUGUACAAAAAAAAAAAAAAAAUUGAAAAAAAAAAAGCCUUUUCAAGUGAAGAGCUGAACCAAACUGACUUCAUUUGCUGACUCAAAACAUUCACACUGACGUUGCUGCAUCAGUGUUGUAGCGCAAGAUAAGGCUUUGGCCAUACUACAAGCCAUUGCGUCCAUGCAAGCUUUCAUUUAUGCGCACAUCACACACUGUAAACUGUUGGCUUUUACAAAGAUUGAUUGCUAGACUGAUGGAGUGCCAUUAGAGUCGAUACAUAAAUGCCCCUUUUCCACUGCAAACUACUAGAAAGGCUUGGUUUAAGCGAUCAUUUUUCCACCUUAAAAGUACACAUAAAACUAAAAACACAGCUCAUUUGAAAGCAUCAGCUGGCAAAAGACAUACUAAUUGACCAACAGAGAGCACAAGAAACACUGUUUACUUCUCAGCAUGUAAAAAUAGAUUACUGCUGCACCAGGGAACCGCCAUGUUAGAUUGUGUCACACAAUAGCCCACAUUACACCGAACGCCUGACACUUGCUUUCCAGUCUUUCCGGUCAGCAAUCACAGAAAACUAAAUAUCACAGAUAAUUGAAGUAAGUUAAAUGCAGUUGUUAAAUGAUUAUACUGUAUUUAUCAAUGGAAAAAGAAGGUCUGAAAGUAAUUGAUGAUCCUUUUGUUAAAUAAUACUGCUCAACAGAUUUUUAAAAAAAUAUUUUUUGGGGUCUAAUUCAAUACAAUUUUUGGUUUCUGAUUUCAAAUCUUUAAUUUUUUCCCCCCUGUAUGCUUUAGCUUUAAUGCAAUUGGCAUUUUUGAUAUUUCUUUAUGCCUUUUGCAUAGUUAUAAUGUGUGAUAUUUUUAUUAUUGGCCACAUUAGCUUGUCAUAGUUGACUGUCUUUCACAUAUUGAAGCACAAUGGCAACAGUGCAGUACAGCAAAUGUCACGUUGUCACUAUUGUUCAUCUUCUAAAUCGUCAGUUGGUUGACACGUGGCAUAACAGAGAUUGUUUUGCUGCAUAUUGUUUGUUUUGGGCUAUUUCUUAAGUGCCAACUAACAACUUUGCUAAAGAGAUAAAUCUCUUCUGCAAUUAAUUUCGCAUUGCACAAAAUAAAAAACAAAUCUGGAUAUCCAAGAAAACUAAAGUUUAACAGGAGGGCGGGGCGGGCGCAGGUUAAGGAUUCAGCACCCCAAAAUUACGUAAAAACAAGUGUUUGCAUCGAUGCAAUAAUUUUUUGGUUGACCAGUGAUAAACCACAGUGAAUAGCUUAUAAACUAUUUACUGUGGCUUUGUCACUGACCAUGCCUAAUCCUGAUUUCCUACAGACCUAUUUGAUCAAGAAAUCCUAUAAAUAAAACCUGUGUGACAAACAAAAUAUACCAGAAGACCAUAAAUAGGUCCAACAAAAUGCUAUGAUCAAGCAAAUUUGUGUGCAGGUCAUCCAGUGGUGUAACCGUAAUUGGCUCUUCAUGCUUGUGACCCUCCAUUGUUGCUGAAUUAAAACAAUAUUGUUUGUGAAAAAUCGGGCAAACAUAUCUUCACAGUGAUGUGAGGGAUGCUUGAUUGUUGCUGGUACAACCAAUUAGGCUUAGCUGGCAAUAAUUAUCACACAGGUCCAUGUAACUUAUAACUAUUUUUAUGGUUGAAAAAAAAAAAAAGUCACCAUUUAAAAAUGGUAUUUUGUCUUUUCAAGGAUUUUCCUUGUGUGAUAGUUACAAAGAUUUCUCAAAGGGAGGAAUACAAAGUGUAGUAUUUUUCGGACUACAAGUCGCACCUGAGUAUAAGUCGCACCAGCCACGGAAUGCACAAUGAAGACGUUUAAGUCGCACUUGAGUAUAAGUCGCAAUUUGGUCGGGACAAGUUCUUAAUAUAUCAGAAACCUAGAACAAACAUUAUACAUUAAAAUAAUAUAGGUAGUCCCUGGGUUACAACGUGCUCGACUUACAUGAUUUCAACUUUACGAUCCUGGCAUCUCGUCCGCCAUUUUAUUUUAUAUAUAUAUAUUUUUUUUUUUUGGUCACGCAAACAGUACCUUAUUGUACUUCACAGUAUCUCAUUUUUUUAACUUUACUUUAAUAAUAUAACGUGUUCUGUCCUCACUAAACGUGAAGUUGUUCAGCUUGGCAGACAGCCAACAAGGCAAUUGUGCUUUUUGAAGCUUUUUACUUCCUUCACUUUUAACAAUUUGUAAAGCUGUAACACACAUAUGUAUACUUAUGAUCAAAACAAUGCGCAUUUUAACAAUAAAAGAAUUGUCACGAAACAGUUGGUGUUCAAAAGUCCAUUUAGUCUGGUCAAUAUGUAAAUUUAGUAGAUUAAAUCAGCCUAAUUUGCUUUAAAAAAGUUCGCUAUUUUAAAUGCUAUGAAUGCAAACAUAUUUAUAAUUUUCAUAGCAAAUCGCUCACACAUAAUUUCACAAUUUGUAGCUCUAAACUUAAUUACAGAUGCAUACACAGACAUAUAUUAGCUGAAACAACUUACAGCCUAAUGUAGGCCAAACCAGAGCGCAGCCGUCCUUUAUUAGCUAAAAAAAACUUACAGCCUUAUGCGGGCCAAACCAGAGCACAGCUGUCCUUUAUCCAUUCCAGACGAGUCUGCUGCUCAGUCAUACAAGGCGACAGUCCAGCCAGACCUAACAAGAGGGCACUGUAUCCUCCAUCAUUAAGCAAAAUACAAUUUGGGGGGAUAUUUUUGCAUAGUUAUUUUGAGAUUUUGAUUUUUUUAAAGGGUUGAUUAUGAUUUACAAGGAAAUUCGUGUGAUGUCGUCAGCGUAGGAACUGAACUAGUUCGUAACCCGGGAUUACCUGUAAUAGUCAAAUUGAGAACAAUAGGCCAAAUAGGCAUCUGUUGACAUAUUACCAGUUUUGCAGAUAAAUAUAGCAUCUCAUUGAAUGUAUCUUACAAUAAAAAAAAACACAACAGGCUAUCAGCAGUCAGAGUGAAAAAAUAUAAAGGUUGCACUUGCGUAUAAGUCGCAGUUAUAGUCCGGAAAAUACAGUGUUUUCUUACCACUGAGUUUGAAAGCCAACAUCAGAUUUAUGCCUUAAAGCGCAAUUUUUUUAGGUGUACUCUGCAAAAGGGGCUAACGACAAAGUAACAUCAAAUGUUCUCGACCGAUUGGCAUCACUCUACACAUACAUACAUUUUGCAGGUGGGAAAGUAUCAGCGAGUAGAGCCGUCGAAGUACUGUUUAAUGGAAAAGGGGAAUUAAUGUCUAUGAUUUGAGAGCGAUAUAAAGUAGUCUGGCAAUCCUAAUUUCAGCAAAGCCUUAUUGUUCUUUCUUAGUGUGAACUGACUAGAAAUCCCUAGGGAUGGUCACUACAUGAGAUGGCAAACCAACAUGUUGGAGAGCCGUUAACAAAUACUUUGGUAUUUGGCUAGAGCUAAGCUUUUCUGUGUGUUCACCACCUUUUCAUCCAGUGAAAACACGCACUCUGUUUUUCUUGUUUGUUACAUGAACUGUAUGUAUUGUGUGCUACGUUGUUUAAUUGUGCAACCAAAGAUGUUGUCAUCACACACACAUUCACGCUCACACGUUACUCUCAACAAGCUCUGCGAUGCAAGCUGGAAAAACUGCUUUUCUCAAUAAUGAAUGAUUCUGAAGGACGAUGGCCUUUUCAUGCACUCAGAAUCUAAAGUGGUUUUGUUUCCACGUGGGAAGUUAAUAGGAAGUUCCAUGCUUUUACACAGUAUACUAGGGAAGGCUGCAGUGCAUGUAAACGGGCUCCUAAUGAUACUAGUGAGCUUUAGCAGGCUUCCAGGAUCAGCACUUUGUGGAACUUGAGAGAGCACAUUUUGUACAUAGUCUUUUUUUCCCCAAUUGUUCUUGACACCAUUUUGUUUCUUGUGUGAUUGUGUGUUUUCAUGACUUUUAUUUUUUGUUUGAUAAACUGUCCACAUCACACAGGGACUAGCAAAAUGUCCGUUAUCAAUCGCACCAUGAAGGAAUAAGUCAUGGAAAAUGUUUAAAUGAGAAAAAUGGUAUUCAAUGUGUUAGCCAUCACUUUGAACACACACACACACAAAAAUAAUUUUGGAACUAUGAAAUGACUACUUUGUUACAAUACAGUGUUUAUUUAAUAGUUUUCUACCAAAUUAAAUGCAAUCUGACACUUUGGUUUAUUUAUGAUGCUGAAAACAGUAUCAUAAAAUGUUACUUGGUCCACAGUUUCUCCGCAUGCACUUAUUUGUACUUAUACCAAUUUGAUAAAGUUGACUCGUCCUUAUAGAGAUUGAUGGCUUAUUUCAUAGCUUCAAAAUGUUUUGCUGCUAAAACAGGACUUCUCAACAGGUUAUAGGUUGUUACCCAGUCUGCAUUUUCGGGAUCUUUAGCUUUGGUAAUACACCGUACAUAUGAAUUUGUACAAUUAUUCAUAUUAAAAUGUACAAAUGGAAACAAAGCAUAAAGAAAAUACUACUUAGGAAUCAGAGAGAUUUUGAAAAUGCACUGGUUGCCUCCCAUCUCCCUUUUGGGAACAGAUUUCUUAUUUAUACAACAACUCAUUUUGUACAGUUUUGUUUGAGGAAAGAGCUUUUGAUAUUUGGUUAUUUUUUAAAGCCACUUGGCUACUGUUGUCUUCCUGUGCCAGAGUUUCUAAAAUUGUCUGCAACUUGUUGUCGUGUUUUUUUUUGUUUUUUUUUUAAAUAGAUCUUCAGAAAAAAUGUUCUUUCUUGGUUUUCUCUUUGAAUUUGAAAAUGUCAAUUGAUUUUUUUUUUUUUUUUUAAAUAAAAAGCCUUGUUCCUUUGA